Molecule: messenger RNA, 1233 nt
Organism: Helianthus annuus (common sunflower)
Lineage: Eukaryota; Viridiplantae; Streptophyta; Magnoliopsida; Asterales; Asteraceae
Exons: 6
Coding region: 147-848 (233 amino acids)
Source: RefSeq, a predicted model, not a curated record
AGAGAAAAUUACGAGAAUUAGAUAAACUUCAAGAGAACUUGAACAUUAAGCGAAAUAUCAAGAGAACGUUAUUAUUUCUGUACAGUUUCCUUGCUCAGCUUACUGCGUCAACGUCUUCCGGUUACUCUGGAUUGAGUUCCUCUUUUAUGAAGUCAAUGUCUGAUGAGUAUUUAUCUAAUAUUUCCUUUAGUACGAUUGGAGCAUUAAGCGAAACAUCCCAAGAAAAGUUUGUUAUUAUCCUGGGAACAAUUAAGAGCUUUGCUUCAGAAGACUCAUGGUUUUACAAUGCAUGUAAAACUUGCAACAAAAAGGUUCUUACGAACACUAUUUGCAAGGACAAGGAAGAUGGAAGUCAAGGAUAUGAUGAAGUAACUGUCUUGGAAUGCCAAACUGAUCGGUGCAAUAAAAGGACUGUUGUGUCUGUUCCCAGGAUAAAAGUUCUAAUACGUGUUCAGGAUUGUACCGGGAUUGUUACUUUGACGUUGUUUGAACGUGAAGUUGUUAAACUGAUAAAGGUUAACGCAAACCAGCUAUUGGAUAAAAACAUGGAGUUAGCCAGCGAAGGUAACUUUCCCAAGGAGCUGAAGGCAUUGCUAAAUAGGAGGUUUGCGUUUAAGAUAGCCAUAUGUUCAUUUAACAUAAAAAACAAAUCAGAUGGCUACUCGGUGCCGAAGUUGACUGAAAAUCCUGCAAUCAUCAAAGAUCUUGAUAGGCAUUUUGCUGCUUUCCAGUCUGCUGAUGAUGAACCUUUAAAUGUUGUUCCUUCUGAUUCAAAUCCAACUGUUAACAUCCAAAUCCGGAUUCUGUUUCCCGUACCGGUGAUGACGACACGCCGAUGUCCAAUUUGAACAAUAGCAUGUUUACUACACCCUCCGGAGCGGAUAAUUGUUGUUCUUCGAAGAUGCUGGAGAAUGAACUUAAGCAUAAUUUGGAUGCUGUUUAUGAUGUGGAUUUAUGUUCUUCUCAGUCUUCAACUAACCCGCGUAAGGGUGAUUGUGAGAACAAUGAAGGUUUGAUUGUGAAGGUGGGUCUUUUGAAUCCAAAGCUGGAAAAGUAGUCUCAGAAUCUAAUAGUCAUCUCAGUUUCUUCAAACAAGUUUUCAAUUUUUUUUUCGUUCAAUCGUAUUAAGAACAUUUGCGUCAGUACUUGAUGUUGCUUUUUACUCAAUGUUUGUUGCGGUUUAUCUUGAUUUUCGUUUAUUAUCGUUAUAUCAAUAAGAGAUGAUAUUAUUAA